Molecule: messenger RNA, 8162 nt
Organism: Gallus gallus (chicken)
Lineage: Eukaryota; Metazoa; Chordata; Aves; Galliformes; Phasianidae
Gene: RIMS4
Product: regulating synaptic membrane exocytosis 4
Exons: 6
Coding region: 213-1025 (270 amino acids)
Biological process (GO): calcium ion-regulated exocytosis of neurotransmitter; regulation of membrane potential; regulation of synaptic plasticity
Cellular component (GO): presynaptic membrane; cytoskeleton of presynaptic active zone
Molecular function (GO): small GTPase binding; transmembrane transporter binding
Source: RefSeq, a predicted model, not a curated record
AGAGCGCCGGGCGGCAGCAGGUGGCCGCGCUCCGCACCGAGCUCCGCGCUCCGCUCCGCACCGCCUCGCCCCGCCGCCUCGCCGAGGCCCCCGCCGCAGCCAAGACGCCGCGGGCCGUGCUCCGAGUGAAGAAUGGGGCGGCCAAGCUGGCCAAACCGCCGGCGGCGGCGGCGGGCGAAGCCCCCGGAGGUGCCCCCGGCUCCGGGCUCUUCAUGGAGCGGUCGCAGAGCCGCCUCAGCCUCUCCGCCUCCUUCGAGGCCUUGGCCAUCUACUUCCCCUGCAUGAACAGCUUCGACGAGGAGGACGCGGAUGGGGAUGGUCGGAGACUCAAAGGAGCCAUCCAAAGGAGCACAGAAACAGGGCUGGCUGUGGAAAUGCCCAGCCGGACGGUGCGCCAGGCCAGCCACGAGUCCAUUGAGGACAGCAUGAACAGCUAUGGAUCGGAGGGAAACUUGAAUUUCAGUGGAGUCCAUCUGGCAUCUGCUGGGCAGUUCAGUGACUUCCUGGGCAGCAUGGGCCCCGCACAGUUUGUUGGGCGUCAGACCUUGGCCACCACCUCGAUGGGGGAUGUGGAAAUUGGCUUGCAAGAGCGAAAUGGGCAGCUAGAAGUGGAUAUCAUUCAGGCUCGAGGACUCACACCAAAACCCGGCUCCAAAACACUGCCAGCUGCUUACAUCAAAGCUUACCUGUUAGAGAAUGGUGUGUGCAUUGCGAAGAAGAAGACAAAAGUGGCUCGCAAAUCAUUAGACCCUUUGUACAAUCAGGUGUUACUGUUUCCUGAGAGCCCCCAGGGCAAAGUAUUACAGGUGAUAGUGUGGGGAAACUACGGCCGCAUGGAGCGCAAGCACUUCAUGGGAGUUGCAAGGGUCCUCCUGGAAGAACUGGAUUUGUCAACUUUGGCAAUUGGCUGGUACAAGCUCUUCCCAACCUCCUCAAUGGUGGAUCCCACUACAGGCCCGCUCCUGCGCCAGUCCUCGCAGCUUUCCCUGGAGAGCACAGUGGGACCCUGCUGUGACAGGUCUUAGUGAGUAAGGAAGGGGGAACUGCUUUAGUUUUUUAAACAUGCUGUCAAGGUUUUGUUUGCUGGAACUCUGACCUCAAGCGCAAUGCAUGUUCAGUCAGUUCUUGUGGAGCUGGAAGAGGAGGAUAAACCAGUGACCUUAGACAGAAGACAAGGGGGAGGGUGCUGUACCCUCUCUGUUGGAGGAGGUGCCAUGGGGCAUGAGUCCUAGUUGUCAAAUUAGACAUACACCUCUUGUUUCGCUUCUCUCACUGUCAUUCUUGGACCCUUGUUUCAGAUCAGCAUUAACUCUGGAAAGUUGCAGCAUUUGAAAAGUCUGGGGGGAGUAAGGAAGGUAUUUUUCUUAACUGUGCAUCUUCAAAAUUUCUUAGGCAGAUUUUUUCUCAAAGCACCUGAAAAAUGCAGAGGCCAAUAUCUGACCUAGAAAGAGCAAGAGCAGAAAGUUUCAGAGGAAGCUUGAGUUCUUCAUAAGAUCUUAUCGAAAGAAGAAAAAAGAAAGAAACGUGUAAUUCUUUCUUUAGUAUAAAUUUCACAUCACUGAAUCGUGUUACCUUGUAGCACUGUCAUUGCUGUGUUUUCAAACUGUGCCAAAUUACCAGCAAGUGUCUUUCCUGCAUUGCUUGUGUAACACUGCUGAUGAAGCAUACUUGGUGAGAGAAUAAGCACCUGCUUAGACCAGGCAGUUUGAACAGAGUUUGAGUUUAGCAGUCUAAUUAUCUGCAGUUUUGCUCAGAAAAAAGCCCACCAAACCUGUAGAGGUGGGAGCUGAGCAUCAGACUUGCAGCUUGAGAUAUGCUUUAUACCUUUAUACCCUCACUCGUUGCUCUGCGUCCUUCAGUCACGUCUUCUAUCUCCUGCUCUUCUUUCAUCUCCUUUGUACUGGUACAUAUCUGCUGGAGAUGCUGCCCUUCCUGUCGUGCUAUUGACUGACCUGAAACGGGGCUGUUUUAUUCUGCCACAGGAGAGUGAGAUUUGUAGGGGUGCAGAAGAAAGAGAUUUGAGUCUGUUGUCUGACAGGAAGGUGCUGAGAGCACAUAACCUUCCUCAUGGAAAGAAGGUUUCUUUAAGCACUCUCAGUAGUAUGCAAGCAUUGUCAAAUGUCCUGAAAGAAGAGAUGCUGUCCCCAGAGUAUGGAGCAGUAGUGGGUGAGGAAGCUGAAGGCACAGUGGUCACAGCAUGUAUAUUUCAUUUAAGUGCAAUGCUAACUGGAAAGGAGCCUUUUAGGUGAACCUGUGAAGCACGUUCUCUGCCAGCAGAGUCACGUGCUAGAGAAAGGCAAGCUAGAUCCUUCACACAAUUAAAAUCUCCUCUUUGAAAACACUUUUUACCCAAAAUAAUAGAGAAUCUCCAAAGAUUUCCUGCUAACAGCUAGAUUUUUUUUCAUAAUUCGUAAUGAGGAUUUGGUGAUUGCACUUUCAAAAUAAGCUUUGGAGAUGUUUUACUUUGUGAUUUAAAAGUGAAGGUCCCAUAUCAUGUUUAGGAGUGAGCAGAUCCUCAGCCUCUCACUGAGGCACACAGAGCAUUUAUUUCUGCAUGCGGACCUCAGCUUUGUUAGAGUAAAAGCAUGACUGUAGGGUGGAUGGUGCGAGCAGUUGCUUUUGAUCCAAGCUUGUCUGUGGUGUUUUAAAUCAUUUUCAGAUAAAUUACCGAAUAGAUACAAAACAAAUAGGCCUUACAAUACUGUCUGUAAAAAUGAUGUGAUAUAAAGGAGAGGGAAGGCGCAGAAGGGACAUGGAAUGAAUAGGUUUUUAAGUGGCAAAAGCCUCAGCAUUUCAGAUAAACCUCUUAAUUUCCUUGAUGAAAUAUGUCUCUGGCCUCUCACUAAUUAUUUUUUCUAAUCGUAUUAGACAACUUCUAUAUAUUAGCUGAAGAAAGUUUGUUGCAUGCUGGUCAAACUAUGUUGUGGCGCUCAUAUUUUUUAAAGAAGCACAUUUACUGUAAUUCAAGUCAGCAUCCUUUCCUCUUGGUAUGUAGUGAGUGCUAGGCAAUAUUGUACAAUACGUGUAUGAACUAGAAUAGAUUAGGUAGAUUUAGUGGUUUGUAGCACCGGAUCUUUUAAUAACUAUGUCUUCAAAAGGACUGUGGGGAACUCCGGGUACAUUCCUAACCUGGUAACUGAGAAACAGGGCUUCUGUUCUGAGUAAUGCUGAAUGCUUCCUAUUGGAGAUUGAUUGACAUUAUCUCCUGGUAACAGCCAGUCGGUCAUGUUUGUCCUCUGUCAGUAAGGUGAAUGCAGCAUUGCAGUCUUUUAUGUGGAGUACGAGACUAUAUGUGCCAAAAUAUUCCCUCUGAAACAUUAUUUAAUGACUGUCCAUUGGAAAGCUCAGUUCCUCUAUGCCUGGCAAAUGCAACAUGUCUCUAAAUUCCAUCCCUCUAAAAGCUCCACGAGCUCAAAGACAACCAGCGUAGUUAAAACAGGACUCCUCACUGCUGAGGGAUGUCUGCCAUUUAUUUGUAGUCAUUCUAAAAGUUUGUUGUCAGGGGAAGAGAAAAAAAAAAAAGGCACUUCUGCUCGUGUUGUUUUCAUUAUCGUCCUAAAUUCUGAAUUUUGAGGUCACUUUAACAGUCUGCUUUGGGCUGUUUUCUUCUGCUUGUUCCCUGGGUGGUGGUAGCCCGAUUCUCCCUCGUGUUUGAAGUCACUUCCAAGUCCUGUUUCUCCGCAGUGAGAGGUUGCAGGGUCUGGCUGCCAGGCAUGGCAGGGUCACACAGUCUGGGUGGUUCUCCUUCGUAAGUCAGAUGGACUCACAGGAGCCCUUCCAAGAGUGCUCUCGGGGCAUGGUGUCAGGUCAGGCUGUCACAUUGCACAGUGCUGCCCAGUCUCAAUUCUUGCUUCACUCAUGCCCAUGAUUCCUGCACUGAUAUUGCAGUUAAAAAUGAAGUCUCGUUUUCCAUCCAUGUUAAGACUCCCAGUGUAGCAUCCAUGGCAAAUCUUGAGCUUGGAAUGGCUUCAUUUAUAGAACCUAACCCCUUAUUUCCCUUUGAAUUUGACCUGCUAGUUUCUGUCUAAGGUGGUGUGAUGUGCUGGUUGUGAUUACCAAUGUGUUGGAGCAGUUUGCCAGGGUGGUGAGUGGCUGAAAGCUAAACUUCGGUCCCCUUCAGUCCUGAUGGAGCUUUUUUCCUGAGCGGUUAGUUAUGGUCAGGGAGAGGGAAAGAGCAGGAGACUUCUAACAAAAGCAAAAAAAAAAAAAGCCAUUAUAGUGGUUUUGGACUGUAAGUGUUGAUGAGGGAUGAGACUGAGGAGAGGUGAGUAUCUGUCCUGCACAGGGUUGAUUCCCCGCUCCUUGUGCGUUAGAUGCUCCAUUCCAGUAGUAACAGGAAGGUUGCUUGCAGGAAAGAACUGGAGAGCUGAUCCCUGUUACCUCCAUUACUGUUAACUGUGGGAAACAAAGGGACUCGUGGUGCUGAGCACAUCUCUGAGGCAGAGCCAUCUCUCCCCACGUACCCCGGCACACCAGAGCCCCAUGCACGGCUCUCGCUCCCUCAGGCUGAGCAGAACGUGGCCACGUUUCUUCAGGCAGCAAUGCGAAUUCUCCCGGUCUCCUGGUGUUGCUUUCCCUUUGCCCCAGCACGGCUGGGAUGCCAUAGAGACAACACAAGAUCCUCAUUCUGCAGUUCAAUGCACAGGUCCUCAUCCUGUGCCCACACCCACGUGGGCAGGCAGAGUAAGGGCCCGCUGACUCUCAAGUCAGCCAAGCACAUCCCCGCUUCGUGGUGUGGAUUGCUUCACAGAUUACUGCAGAGUUAUUUGCUUUGGAUGAUGAUGUGUAUUUCAUGUUUCUAGCUACUGGAUCCUAUAUCGCUGUACUGUUCUAAAUUGGCAGGUCUUCUGGAGUCAGAAUAUCAGGGCUCCUGUACAGGGGCUGUUUUUAAGACGUUGAGGCAGUUAACAGAAUCUCAACCUAAGCAUGUUUAGUAAUGUUUAGACAGCAAGACAACUUUUUUAUGAGACUCAUUUUAAGUUAGUUUAUUACAUGCUGUUAGUAAUAUUUUAAAACAGGAAAAAUAUUUUUCUUUAAAGACAAGAUGAUGUAUGUUUUUUAACAGAUAGCAUAAUUUAGCAUUCUCAGAAAUGUUUAACGUCCUCAGUAUGGAGUUUACUCAUUCUUUGGAUUUCUGUGUUCCUCGUUAUAUUCUAUCACCCUUUUUCCAAGAGAAAAGAGACGGAUGUAAAUAACCACCAGAAAAGAGUCCUAUAGGAAAUUCUGUUCAAACUGACCAUAAAAUUAUUAGUAAAUACUUGUCAUUGUUCAUUAACUCUCAGCUACUAUUCGAGCCUUUGUUGAAAGAAAUAAUUGAUGUUGUAUUUUCAAGAUGAAAACGACUUAGCUAGUUUUGUCAUAAUCCUGUACUCUGUAUAAAAAAUCUUUUUAUAAAGAAAGUCUAAUAGGCUAACAAGCAAUAAUAUAUUCCAUUUGGUGUGCACAGAUUGUGACUUGCAGGCUGUAGUACAUAUUGUUGAUACAGUUUAUAAUUGUCUUCAAUCUUAACGACAUCACUUUUGAAAAAGGUCCGUAUUACCUUUGAUUGUGAAGCUGAAGAUUGGGCUGUUGCCUUGUAAGAAAUAUUCAUCGUGUAGACUUCUCUGUGAGUAUAUGUGCCCAUUAACAUGAAAUCUCUCUUAGGUGAAGAAUGAAACAGCUGUAGGUGACUUCAUACUACAGAGUUUAAAAAUAGUUUCAAUAUAAACUUAAUGACUGUUUCAAGCACCCUGUUUUUCUUAGGCUAUUUAGUAUUUGUAACUCAAUGAGAACGGUUCCCACUGCCACUGUAGCCCUGAUAAAGCAAAAAAGCCUUUGCACUCUGGGCCGCAUGAGUUCUGCCCCAUAGCUGCCUGUUUGCCUCGGGGCAGCAGGGGCAAGCUAAAGGGAGUUUAUUUCAGAGCAGCAGAUUGAACUGCUCUCAUUUAAAGGCUUUGUGGGUUGUUUUGUCAAUUUCAUAGAUGGCAUUUGUCCAUUUUGUUAGAAAAUUCCACCCAAGGCAGUGAGAUUGCACCUUCACAGAGGAUCCCAGAGGAUGACGUGUGAAUGGGAGCGGGCUGUUCUGGGCUGUCCUUCACAAAGCUGAGUGAUGCUGAGAUCAGCAAAAGAUUUUUCUGUGGUGGCAGGAUCAGGAUGCUGGAUUUUAAGUCAGCUUUAUCAUUGUUGUGGUACCUAAAAUAAAACAGCUUCAGAACAGCAUCCCAGUUGGUUGCCUGUGGCCCAUCUUUGCAUUGUUCUGGAGGUUGCCACUUGCCACCUCUGCAGCCAGCGGGCCACCAGCUCAGUGGUGCUGGAAGCCCAGAUGGGUAAUGAGAUAAAUAAUUCACAGCUGAUUGUGAAAUGCUUGGAAGAUAAAGAGCCAUGAGAAUGCAAAGUGCCAUCAGCAGAGCAGUGCAGGGAAACACACGUAUUGUAAUUGGUGUCCACGUGUGUGUGCAACCACAGUGUCCCUGCCUAUGGGUCACCUGGGGUGCCCGCCAUGGCAGAGACCUUCCUGCAGCCCCAGCCCAGCCCCAGCCACACACCCACAGCAGCAACAUCAGGCUCUGUCCUCAGGAGUCUCAGGCAUUUCCCACGGCGUGGACACCUUCUGCCCUCCCUUCCCUUUGGUAGCUGCUCUUGUCCUAGUGGAAGAGAGGAAAGGGAGGGUGCCUUGUAGCAUUUGGUUCUUUGCACUUUAGCAACCAAACAUGAGGAGGAGCCAGCACCAGCCCUUUAUGGAGCACCAGCAAACAGAGGCUGAGACCUAAUGCUUUUCCCUUCACGCCUUCCCAGGAGCUGAGAUGGCAGCCAGUGCUGUGUGGUUAAACCCAGCUGAGCUGGGCCAGCGGGCAGCUUUGUGAUGAUGCAGCACGUCGGGAAUCGUGCGGCCCCCAGCUCAGAGAGGAGAGAGCUUUGUCCUGCAGGAAGGAUGCAUGGACGCACAGCAUAUGGGAGGGGUGUUGGCAGGAGCACCCCCAAGGUAGGACUCAGGGCACGCCUGCUGCUGGAGCCUGUUGUCUGCUGAUCCAGGGCUCGGUUUUUAGUUGCCUGGGCACUAUGAAUUCAGAUAACUGCCCAUAGGGCUCCAGCUCCCACUGAACGCAGCCAGGGUCUUCACAUCUUGCAGCACUCUUUCCUUGGGGCUGUUGUUCCUUACCCAGUGCUGCUCCCUGGUCUCUGUUUUGGUGAUUCCACCUCCUGGACCUAAAGCUGCUUUGAGCCUUAUUUGGAGCACAUCUGUGGUGUGUGCCCUCAGCCACAUGGAGCUGGGAGCUGCAGGCAGUUCUCUGGUUUGGUUGGCAAUGGGACCCCAAGGCCCCAGUAUAGUAUUACUGUGGCCCUACCACCUACCCAGGGGCAAGUGUCCCAGCCACAUUUUGUGGCAGUGCUGAGCUCAGAGCACAGGGUAGCUCCAUGCCAAGUCUGGUUGGACCUGGGGGUCUUUGCAGGCUCUUGGCAGCCCAUGCCGUACAGUACAGCCAACCAGGAGGAAGCAGGGACGGGAGGAGCUGCCUCUGUGCUGGCUUUUGCUUUCUGCUGCUCCCUGUGUACAUUCUCCCUCCCCUCUCGACGCGAGGCCUUACUCCAGCCCACAGGCCCGAGGCUGCCUGCAGCCCCUCUUUGCACUGCAGCGUCCAUCCCACGCUGCCGGGCAGCCCGCAGAGCUGGCCUCUGCGUGGGGACAGGGCUGUCCUCCCAGCGUCACCCUGCAGCGAGCUGCUGCCUCCGUGUGCCCCCAGGGAAAGCUGCUUCCAUUGGGCCCAAACUUUUUACAUCAUCGAUUGCUCCAGAAAACAACAAACAAUAGCUUGGCAGGGGCACCAUGCAGUUGCUACUUCUCCUCUCACCUUCCUGUAGGAGUGGGGGCCUCUCCAAAGCGUUUGGAGGUUUUUAAUGCCGCCCGCUGAGCUCUGAUCCCACAGAGCUGGAGGGGACACCAGGAUGGGCAGUGUUGGCCCUGCUCCUCCCCAGGGGCUUUAAGGUGCAGGGCUGCCUUGGGUGGAAGCGUGGGACACCACAGCGGUGUGCUGCGGCCGUGGGCAAAGGAGGGUUCUGCUGUACUUUUUUCCUGUCUGUAGGUUUUAUUCAGACGAUGUGUGAUGAUCGAGUGAUUUACAAUUCAGUGUUAAGCUAAUGAAAACGUUGAUAAUGGUGACAAUAAAAACCUUUUUUUUUUUUUC